Molecule: messenger RNA, 1545 nt
Organism: Poecilia latipinna (sailfin molly)
Lineage: Eukaryota; Metazoa; Chordata; Actinopteri; Cyprinodontiformes; Poeciliidae
Gene: aldh1a3
Product: aldehyde dehydrogenase 1 family, member A3
Exons: 11
Molecular function (GO): oxidoreductase activity, acting on the aldehyde or oxo group of donors, NAD or NADP as acceptor
Source: RefSeq, a predicted model, not a curated record
ACCUUGGAGACACUGGACACAGGAAAGCCAUUUCUCCAAGCUUUCUUCACUGAUCUGGAAGGUAGCAUCAAAACGUUGCACUACUACGGAGGCUGGGCUGAUAAGAUUCAUGGCAAAAGUGUGCCUGUGGAUGAAACUUUUCUGUGCUUAACCAGACUUGAACCUAUUGGUAUUUGUGGAGCCAUUAUUCCAUGGAACUUCCCUCUGCUGAUGCUCAUGUGGAAGUUAGCACCGGCCCUGAGUUGUGGAAACACUGUGGUCAUCAAACCAGCAGAGCAGACCCCACUUACUGCGCUGCACAUUGGAUCACUGAUCAAAGAGCAGAGGCUCCGCCGAACCCAGGCAGGCUUCCCUCCUGGAGUGGUGAACAUCAUUCCAGGGUUUGGAUCCACAGCCGGAGCAGCGAUUGCCAGCCAUGAAGGCAUUGAUAAAGUGGCCUUCACCGGUUCCACAGAGGUGGGCCAACUGAUCAAAGAGGCUGCAGCCAAAAGUAAUCUGAAGAGAGUCACUUUGGAGCUGGGAGGGAAGAACCCUUGUAUUGUGUUUGCUGACUGUGACUUGCAGAUGGCUGUGGAGGAAAUUCAAAAAGGAGCUUUUUACAACCAAGGCCAGUGCUGCACAGCUGCAUCACGUGUCUUUGUGCAGGACAGGAUUUAUGAGGAGUUUGUGCGCCGAAGCAUAGAAAAUGCCAAGAAGAUUGUCAUAGGAGACCCACUGGACCCCCAGACAACACAUGGGCCACAGAUUGACCAACAACAGUUUGAAAAAAUAAUUGGCCUGAUAGAAAGUGGGAAAAAAGAAGGUGCCAAGCUGGAAUACGGUGGAGGAGCUGUGGGAGAAAAAAGUCUCUUUAUUCAUCCCACCAUCUUCUCCGAGGUCAAAGACAGCAUGAGGAUCGCCAAGGAAGAGAUCUUUGGGCCUGUGCUCUGUAUAUUCAGCUUUAAGAGCAAACAGGAAGUCAUAGAGAGGGCCAACAACUCUCAGUAUGGCUUGGUGUCUGCUGUGUUCACAACAAGUAUGGACAGAGCUCUGUCUGUGUCUGGAGCCCUGGAGACUGGAACUGUCUGGAUAAACUGCUAUAACGCCAUGCAUGUCCAGACUCCAUUUGGAGGAUACAAGAUGUCAGGAAAUGGAAGAGAGCUAGGGGAAUAUGCCCUUGCAGAGUACUCUGAGGUAAAAACUGUAACCUUCAAGAUGAAUGAUUCCAUGUGAGCGGAGCUGGGAAGGUCCAUGCCACCCUGAACUGUCCUGAUCCUUAUGUCAUCCAGUUUUAAAACUAUAGAGCAUCAGAAUUUUUGAUUUAGAUUGUUGUAAUUUCCAGGUUGUGAACGCUAAAAGAAAAUAUUUGGGUUAGAAAUUAUAUGCCUUCAGAAAGCAUUAAUCUCUUUUAGCAUUUUUCACAUCUUUAUUUGUAUAAUUUUAUUAACAUAUUAACAUGUUUGUAGACAAUGACAAAAACGAUUUAUUCACAGUAAGAAUUUUAAAGCUGAAGAUUAAAUAAAGUGUGCACAGGUGAUAUUAUGUUUAUCUCCUGAAUUUCCUGAA